Molecule: messenger RNA, 1852 nt
Organism: Xylaria bambusicola
Lineage: Eukaryota; Fungi; Ascomycota; Sordariomycetes; Xylariales; Xylariaceae
Exons: 1
Coding region: 348-1619 (423 amino acids)
Source: RefSeq, a predicted model, not a curated record
GGUGCCUGGACUAAAUUUGCACAACUGGCCCAUAAGCAUGCGAAGAGUUUCUUCGUUUUAUGUGUCUUUUUAGUGCUUGCAAACUGUCCUUUUUCGGAGGUUAUCGCCACCUAUGUUUAAAUUCCUACAACAGGUCAUGGUCUAUUCUCCUAUCGCUUUUAGUUCUUACCUCCCAAGUUGACAUCAGUUUCAAUCAAGUAAUACUCUCAUAUUUACACUAACUUAGCUAAAAGUCCGCCGUCGCCGGACUCUCAGUGGGAAACCCCCCCAAUCUCAUCACAUCUAUAUUGAGCCUCCAUCAGCCGAUCGAGAUAAAAUCUCGCGAUACCCGGCGCCACCACAUCAGAAUGACAACAACUCAUCUGCUUAGCAUAAAGCGUAUUAUUUUCCCAUUAGUAUUAGUGUUUACUGUGCUUUCUUAUCUUACCUCUGCCACAUUGUCUCCAGCAGCAUCGCCUGCCGCCGAAACCGAGCUCAUCUGUCACACGGACAAUCCAGCGGAAUGCUAUCCAAAGCUUUUUUCAGCGACAGAAGAGUUUCAGGUCGUCCACGAUGAUCAGGGCUUACCACCGGGACUGCACGUGCAGCUUGAUGUUCAGACAGGCCAGAAAAAAGCCAAACUUUACAACCCAAGCGAGGAAAACCCUGCCCUCGCAGGCCUGCCAGUCGACCAAGAUGUGAUCGUAGUAGAUCCCGAACCGCGCCCGGAUCAGGAGUCCAAGAUUCCACCCGGUGCACCAGCUUACGAACCUUUAGGUAAGGUCAAGGCACCGCGAGAGAAGAAUGAGGAUUUCUCCCAAGCUCUUCAAAUAGUGAAGGAAAGCUUUGGACGUCAACAACCUAUCAAGAAUAGCGUCCUCCACGAGGCGCUGCAACUACUCGAUGAUUUGUCUCACGAUUUGUACUACGGUCUACAGAUCGCAGAGGAUGCGGAAGCCGUACAGUCACUGUUCUGCUUGCUGCUCAGAGGCGAGGAGGCUGAAGCACAGGAGGGGCCUUUCACAGAGCGAGCAGAUUUCAUGGCGUCCUCUGUGCUGUCUGCCACCAUCGGAAACAACGCGCGAGCCCUUGCGACCAUUGAAGGAGCCUGGGGCAGUAUAUCGAGCAAACAUUGUGAAGCAAGCUCAUACCCGAUAAAUCAAGAACUAUUCAUUCACUUAGCGCCUACAAGCGAACCAAACACCAAGCUCGAGUCCGAGGAGGCAGGAAACAUCCGCCUCUAUCUCCCAGUUGUCAGCGGACUGUUGAAGAGUCCUGAAAUUCGAACCGAAUUUCUAAAUGACGACGGGAUGCGUAGCCUCCUUCAGAUUCUACUCCGAGAGGGUCCUGUGUGGGAGUCUAGGAGAGCGAAGGCUGCCCAAAUUGUCUCGGACACUUUUCUUGAUGAAGAUUUUGGAGCAACACUAGGUCUUUGGCCUAGAAAACAGCAGACAGAUGCUGCCAAAUGCACCACGAAGGGGCCUCGGUCAUUAGACGAGGAGUGUUGGGCAUAUCACUUAGACAAGAUUAGUCAAGCAGCUGGGGCACCGGAGUGGAGUAAACAACUGCUUAGUCUUUUACAGCAAGCACAAAUGCCAAGCUCGUCUUCAGAGGCGCCGCGAAAGCAUACCGAGUUGUAGAUAAUUAGAAAUAAGAAGCGACGUGCAUCGCAAUACGAGUAAGAUCAUAUGUCCAUUUACACGAGUCGUUUUAUGGUGUAGCCAAUACCGGGAUAGAUACUGAACAGCAGAUACCUAGGUAGAUUCGGACGCGCAACACGCCGGAGAAAGAGGGGCUGACGUUGCUACGGCUUUCACGGGUACCAAAAAGCCGAGCGUGUAUAGAUGGAAAGAACGUUAGCCGGCUAAGCGCG